AUGGGAAAAGGCGACGACGUUGUAUCGCGAAAUGGCGCAAACGAUAACCAUCAACGAUACUCAACUAGAUUAGAGUAUGAUUACCAAGUUGAUGAAUCGGCUUAUUGGAGAACGGGAUUACUCUGCGCAAGAGGUGUGCCAUAUGCUGUUCAACUUGAACCUCUCACAAGACUCACGCCAAUUCAUUACGAUAGAUCUUCGUCACUCCGACCACGACCAGCAGAUCUCGAAGACGUUAGCUACUUUACUUUCCUUUGCUCGCAUGCGCAUCGUGCGCUGUACAACGUUCGCCGCCGGGCAAAAAACCGCAUCAUCAACUACUUCCUGCAAUAUGCCAGGGAAAACGUUGAAGAUUACGGCUGGGCAAAGCUUAUGCUCCAUCAUCCGUUUCGAACGCUCCAAGACGUCUUCUUCCUCCCAGAAAUCCACGACGAGCCAUGCGACGCGUAUAUGGAGGCAUGUGAAAUGUCUCGAGAGCGUUGCACCUACCCGCACGAUAGAUUCAACGACCCACUUCCUAAUCCAGAGCCGUCUACCCACGAGGAUACUCAAGAAGAUCUCGAUGAAGAAGCGUUGAGCAACAUGGACGCUGAAUGGGGCACCCAUCCCGACCUGCAGGCCGACUGGUGGAAGAUAUCAAAAGCGGAUCACUCAAUAGGCACAUGCGACAUUGGUCCCGUUACUUCAUACAAUCGGCGCAAGGUUAAGCAAAAAUUGCUUUGGGACACCUUUUUGGACCACUUUAGGGGUGUAUUCAACGAGCCAAUACGAAGACAGUUGCUCCUCCACAUUGACGGCAAAGGAGGCACCGGAAAGACCACUGUCAUCAUGUCCAUGUGUGCCGAAGUUGAGCGUAUCACUGGCAACCUUGGUUCAUGUUCUAUUGUUGUUCGAGUAUCUUCUACAGGAGUUGCUGCCUGUGAUUUUAAUAGUAGCACUUUGCAUUCACUUCUUCGACUGCUAGUAAAGGAUAAGGUAUAUCAACUAUUAUCGCUCGGCAACUUUCGUACGCUACAAGUUUUACUCUCUCCGGUAUCUCAUCAUAGACGAAAAGCCCAUGGUGUCGCCACGCCACCCUUGUCGUAA
Bipolaris maydis ATCC 48331 is the source of this 1086-nucleotide messenger RNA. RefSeq lists its product as uncharacterized. Gene Ontology annotation, biological process: telomere maintenance; DNA repair. NCBI's taxonomy places the organism in Eukaryota, Fungi, Ascomycota, Dothideomycetes, Pleosporales, Pleosporaceae. The record is from RefSeq and is a predicted model, not a curated record. Gene Ontology annotation, molecular function: DNA helicase activity.